This is a messenger RNA of Lolium perenne, 1556 nucleotides long. Lineage: Eukaryota; Viridiplantae; Streptophyta; Magnoliopsida; Poales; Poaceae. The record is from RefSeq and is a predicted model, not a curated record.
CUUGGGCUGGUAAUAAUAUGCUUGUGACUCGUGAGAGUGAGACCUAGCAGAAACAGAACUUCCAAGGCUUCCUCUUCCUCCGCCGCCAGAACAUCUUGGUUUCCGGCGGCGAAAUGGGGGACUGCAGCGAGAUCUCGGCGCCGUCUCCCACCACCGAUCACGACGUCCCCGACGAGCUUCUAGAGCUGGUAUUCCUGCGCCUCCCCUCGUCUCUCCACCUCGUCCGUGCCGCCUGUACGUGCAAGCGUUGGCGCCGCAUCAUCGCCCACGCCGCCUUCCUCCGCCGCUUCCGUUCUCUCCGGGCGUCCCCCGUCGUCGCCGGGCACUACCGCGUCGACAAGCUUGGGCAUUUUUCGCCUCCGCCGGGCUGCAACCCCGUCUUCUUCCUCUCACCGUCGUCGGACACCGUGGACCUACGCCCCCAGCACUUCUCGCUUGACUUCCUCCCGUCCCGCGACGGUGGCUCCUGGGACAUCGCCGACAGUCGAGGCGGCAUCCUCCUCGUCAACCAGUGUUCCGGCAACUGGCGGGUUGCCUUCCAGGACCUCGUCGUCUGCGAGCCCAUGACGCGGCGCUGCCGGGUGAUCCCUCCGCCAUGGGAGCUUCGUGGCUACCCCAUCUGCGGCGCCUUCCUGCUCGACGGCGACGCUGACGAGGCCGGUGAGCCUAUCAGCCUGUCAAAUUUCAGGAUAAUCGUCGCGCUUCUAUAUGAAGGCCUUGCCCUCGCCUGUGUAUUCUCCUCCGGCAAUGACAACGGCAACAACAGUGGAUGGAUGGUGCAGAUCCCGAUGGACAGCCUCGUGACUCCCCACAACAGCCUACACUUCGCGGGGCAGGCCGCAGGGUCUAUCUACUGGUCGAAUGAUGUUCAUGAAAUUCUCGCCCUUGACAAAGACACCGAGGAGUUCUCUUGUUCUUUGUUCCCAGAAGAAGCAAUGUACUGCAGGCACGCGUUUGUUGGAUGCGACGGUGGCAAGGUGCGCCUUGCCUGCCUGGACAUGGGCCAUCUCAAGGUCUUCAUUCAAGCGGAGGACACCGAGGAAUGGCUGCUGGAGAAGGGUGUCGAACUGCAACAGCUGGUCAGUCAAGUUCAUGGUCAAGAUGAUGGUGAGUUGCAACUCAACAUGCUGAAGAAGAUUGUCUCGGUGGAGGAGGGGUCUGUCUUGUUGUGUACAGAGAAAGGCGUGGGGCUAGUCACAGUCGACCUCUCCACCAUGGAGUUUAAGCGCGUCGCGCCAGACGAUGACAGGUACUUCUGGCCGACCUACAUGUACCAGCUGCCAUGGCCCCCGACGAUCAAAGCUUGCUUAGACUGAUUCAGUGAUCUGCCUUUGCUUAUUAUGUUCUCCUGUAUGGACUAUGAAGUGGCGAAACACUCUCGGGAUGAUUUGCAUUCAGUCUGGAGAUUUCAGAUGUUUUGUUGCCUGUAGUAUCUCGUUUCCUCGAAACUGACAAAACAUUACUUAUCAUUGCUGUCUUCUCUUUCUGUAUGGGGAAUCAUCUGUAAACUGUUAGUAUGUUUGCUGUUUUAAAUUGUUGAAGUUUCUUCUUUGCUA